Messenger RNA from Maudiozyma barnettii, 1941 nucleotides. It is a transcript of the gene EAR1, whose product is annotated as Ear1p. Lineage: Eukaryota; Fungi; Ascomycota; Saccharomycetes; Saccharomycetales; Saccharomycetaceae. Bases 1 to 1941 code for a protein of 646 amino acids. The record is from RefSeq and is a predicted model, not a curated record. The transcript has a single exon. Gene Ontology annotation, molecular function: protein binding.
AUGUUACCACAAAUAUCAAGUAUAUUGACUUUGAUAAUAUUAGAGAGUCGGCAGGUGCAUGCUGGGGUUAUUCCGCUUUUUGCCAGGGUGUCUAUAAAGACCAGAGAUCAUCAAACAGAUUAUACAGAUGAAGAAGAUUUUGAUCUGAAUGUGAUGUUGUUCUCGUUGGGGACAAUGUUCCUAAUGUAUCUCUUGGUAUGUGUGAUAUAUUUGAUUGUGAAAUUUAUUCUCUCCAGAGUAGUGAAUGGCUCAGAUAGAUUAAAUGGUUCAAGAAAUCAACGAAUCUCAUUGACCCGUGGUGAACAUGAUUUAGAUAGAAACACUAGAAUUAUAGAAAAUAUGAAUUUGAGAUGGCCGACUGUCCUCGAUGACCCAGAAGAAGUUAGAGGGAAAAUCGAUAGAUUAUCUCCAGAGGAACAGUUUUAUUAUAGACAAGGUGAAGAAUAUAUUAGAAACAAUCCACCAAUUUUGAUAGAUUAUCAACCUACUGAAUCAAAUGAAAUUAUUGAUCCGAUAAUAAAUGAACAGACGAAACAAUUUAUUGAAGAAGAAGGUGCUAAUGCUUGGGAAUUUGAACCUGAUUCAAACUUACCGAAUGAUACUAUCUUAAUAGAAAAUAAAACUGAAGUAUCAUUCUUAAAUUAUAAUUAUGAUGCGUCUGUCACAACAAAUUUACCAAUUCCUUGUAUCAAUAGAGUAUAUUAUUGUGAAUUUAAAAUAUUCGAGGUUAAUACACCAGAUGGUAAGAUUAAUAAUAAUCUUAACAAUAUUACGAAUCCAGGACCGUCAACAACGUUGGCAACGAAUCAUGCGGAUAACAAUUCAGCUAAUCAACCAUUAAUGGAUAAUAUUGAUGAAAAUGAUAGAACAUCAAACGUACAUUCCCUUGCUUCAUCCUUAGAAUCAUUAGAUGAGUUUAAUGUGGGUAAUGUAAAGGCUCAGAAUAAUGAACUGAUUUCAUUCGGUCUAAGUACAUCACCUUACCCAUAUUUCAGAUUACCUGGUAGACAUCAUCAUUCUAUUGCAUACGACUCCACGGGGGGUCGCCGUUUAAAUGAUUCCUUCAUGUUAGAGAGUCACUUACAAAAUUUAUUCCCUGCAUUCCAAAAGGGAGAUGUCAUUGGUAUUGGUUAUAGAACUAGAAGUGGUACCGUAUUUUUCACUAGAAAUGGUAAAAAAUUAAGUGAAAAAUCCGUUGGUGGACAUGUUCGUGGUUGGAAAUUCAAAUAUUUAUACCCUGUAAUUGGUGCAAAUGUCCCUUGUAGAGUUCAUGUCAAUUUUGGUACUUACGGAUUUGUUUACAUUGAAGCAAACGUUAAGAAAUGGGGAUAUGCUAAGAUUAAUGGUAUGAAAUUACCACCACCUUCUUAUGAAAAUUACGGCCAAGAUACAUUACUAGAGAGCGGAGAAGAAGAUAACGAUGAUGAGGACGAUGGUGAAGAAAAUUCUGAUAGUAUUAGAAAUAGUACUAGUGGUAUUGUAGCUACAGAUGAAGGAUUAAGAGAUAUGAAUGGAAAAUUAUUACCUCCUCCUCCGGGAUUUGAGUUUAGUACGUCACCAGAAUCAAAAUUAAUACAAGAAGAAAUUAAUAUGAAUUCAUUACCUAUGGAACCGCCUACAUAUUCAGAUAAUGAAAGUUCAUACGCUUUCAAAUUCCAUCCAAGGAACUCUACUACAAGUAGUCGAAAUAUUCCGAUUGUUGGAAGUAGUAAAAGACUCAGUGCGAAGACUCUUAUUGGGAGUAGCGCUAAUAACCGCUUAAGAAAUUCUCCAGAUGAUAAAGACGACUACGAUUUUGAUGAUGAUGAUUACGAUUAUGACGAAUACGAAAUACCAGAGGAUGAAAACAAUGAAGAGGAUGUAGGAGAUGAAGAAAUUGAAACAGAUGAAGACGAGGAAGAAAUUACUGAUGAAAUGCAACAUAUGAUUUCUCAACAGUGA